Contarinia nasturtii (swede midge) is the source of this 8313-nucleotide messenger RNA. RefSeq names its product transcriptional regulator ATRX homolog. Gene Ontology annotation, cellular component: nucleus. Bases 780 to 7877 code for a protein of 2365 amino acids. The record is from RefSeq and is a predicted model, not a curated record. Gene Ontology annotation, molecular function: ATP binding; ATP hydrolysis activity; ATP-dependent chromatin remodeler activity. The transcript is spliced from 18 exons. Lineage: Eukaryota; Metazoa; Arthropoda; Insecta; Diptera; Cecidomyiidae.
UAUGUGCACACGGUUUGGUUCUAGCAAACAAAACACAUCUCUUUUUCAUUCAUUUCGGACGAAAACUGAUUGGUUUAAAGGUUACAAAUCUUCACAUUUGUGUGCGAAAGCAUUAAGGCGAGGAACAAAGUUAGUAGUGCACAUAUUAACAGCAAAAUCAACGGCCCGAAUUGUAGUUGAAAGGGAAAAAAAUCAACGAAAAAUUAGUUCCAACAAAAACAUUAAGACAUUCACGAUUUAAGACGACGACGUCAAGAAAAAAAGACAAGAAAUUCAUCUACACCACUCAAAUCACAAUCGUACAGAAUACGAUGGUAAUCCAUUUUUUUUUCUAAAAAAUUCGAAAUUACCUUAAUCGAUAGAGUCAAGUGAAUCGUUUGUGUUUGUGCAGUAAAACGACACACAUUUGAAGAAAGAAGAAAAAAAAACAAUUAUUCAGUCAUUCGAGUGAGACAAGAUGUAUUGUAUUUAGUUAGCAACAAAAACAAUAGUGUGUGCUGUGAUUUGUGGUGAGGUGAUUCUAAUUACGGUGUGUAAUUUUUCUAAUACAAAUUAUUUUAUCGUAUACGAGUGUUAAGUCAUGAGAUUUUUUUAAUGAUCGGCGACCGUUUAAAAUUACAAACAAGGUACAGCGUUCGAUAUCAACAGUUUUAUGAAAACACACGCAAGUUUUGUCGAACAUUUUAUCAUGUAAAUUUGGACGGAGAUUCAUUCUCCGUUCAUUUACAAAACCAAAAAAUCCAAUUUAAAAUAGAACAAAUAGUGCAACAUACAAGAAAAUGAAUAGGAAAAAAGUAAACGGCACAAAACCGAAUGUUGAAUCGUCAUCGGUAUGCAAAGGAGCCUACGAUGAAUGUGGUGAAAGUAACAGUACCGACUCUUUUGAUAUGAAUGAUUUUAAAUCAGCGGCACUAACAAAAAAAUACAGUGUUCAAAUUCACAAAAAUAAUGCCGAUCUAAUGGCCGAACUCGACAACAUCAACAUCAUGGGCGAUGAAUCCGAUGUUGAAAUGAUUGAACCGAAUACAAGCAAACUAAAUGGCGCGAACAACAGUGUUUCACACAGUUCAUCGAAUGUCAUCAGUUUGAACACAACGCAUGCAAGUGACGAUCCAGUUAACGGUGAUUUUGAGCAUACCAAACACGACCGCAUAUUAGCCUGGGCACAAAGUCAGUCGCAAAAUUUGUCAACGUGCAUUGAAUCGGUUCUUUCAGAUCACGAUUAUCUGUCGCAAGAGCGAUUACUUGGCAUUAUUGCGGGCAUUGAAGAAAAUACCGAAUUGGAAAGUCAACGUGAAACGAAUUCCAAUAAGUCCAAAGAACAAAGCGAAAAUGAAAAAUCAAAAGAUCAUGGUGAAUUGAAUGGUGGUGAUUUGGUGCACACAAAAACUAGCAAAAUAUUAACCUCAAAAAAUAUCGACGAUUUGAGUGAGAUAUUGAAACAAUUGGCGAAUUGCAAAGAGCACGCACAACGUUUAUCGUUGGUCGAGAAAAUCGAAAAAAGUGCAAAAGACAUGAAGGCCCAACUCAACCAGAACAAUGGCAAUACAACUGGAAAUAAUUCUGUUGCAAAUGCCAACGACAUUACAAGUCUCGAGUUCUCAUCAAAUCAUUCCAAACCAAUGGAAUAUGCGGGCGGCGUAAAUUGUUCUGCACAGAGUAGCAUCGAUGGACCUAAAGAUGGCGAAGUUAAAUGUUGUGAUUUGGUGGCAGAAUUGCAAACUGAAUUGAAGUCAAUUGACGAUAUGGCCAAUCGAAUUGCCACUGAUACCGCAUCGAUUCGAAGUAAAUUGGGGGAUAUUGAAAAGCAACCGCAGGCUGAGAAGUCUAUUUCAAAAUUGCGUGUAAAUUUAUCGCUUUUAGUUGAGGAUGUGUCAAAAGAGCUAAAAAAAGUCGCAAUAAAACUCAAUCCUACAAUGGCUUCUGUUGAAAGUAAACGUGAAAAUAAAUCGGAAAACCGUUCGUUGAGUCAUUCAACAGAUGAAGACAGUGAUAUCUCCAAGUCACGACGAAAAAUUCCGAAAUUGAAACGUCGACGUAAAAAACCAAAAGGUAACACAUCCGAUUCGACCGCCUUGAGUUCAAGCUCGGAAGAUUCAUUUCCUGUUGCCAAAAACGAUACAAUGGACGAACCAUUUGUCGUCACACAAAACAUAGACGAUCUCAUAAAUCAAAACGGUAGCAACAGUGCCAACGGAUCUAUUCGGAAGGAAAAUGAUUUUCUUGGUUUUGACAAUGUCGACUUUGAAAACGGCAUCAAGAACGAAGAGCAGUUGAGUGAAUCGAUAUCGUCGCAACAGCAAUUGAGUGACAAAGAUCAAAAUAAAAUGGACACAUCGAAUGAACUGAGUGAACAGGACACACAAAUUAUCAACCAAAAAGCAACGGAAAGUGAACAGUCAAAUAAUAGUGCACUAACGAAAAAGAGCACGGAUGUAGAAGACAUUUCGUCGGAUGCGUUUAUCCUGAGUGAUGAUUUCAUCGAAGAAGACCAUGGCGACGAUGAUGAUGACGACAUUCGAAAGCUUUUGGAUUUCACAUCAAUUGAAAACAAGCGAAUUGCAUCAACAAAUGCUGCGGCAAAAGUUAACGGAAUAGUUGUGCCGAAGAAAUUGGAGCCAAAGACAAAGGCAUCAAAAGAAAAUGCAGUUGAAAACUUUUUGGCAAACUCAACGGACACUGACAAACCGAUUGAAAGUGAUGAUGAAAAGUCGGAACAUGAAGAAUACACGGACGAACACUAUUUGAAAGAACAAAAUCAGAUGUUCAAAGAUCAACUAUUGCAAGACUCAAGCGAUUCGGAAAUGAAUUCGGACUCCGAUCAAAGGGUUAAUGGAAAAGGUAUUUAUUCCGAAACAGAAGAUUCUGAUCGAUCGUCUGACUCGAACCAGUCGAUUAUGGAAAAAUUCCUGGCAUCUGAAUCGAAAGGUAGUGGCCAAAAGUCCACGAAAGAUAAAGAAGGAAAAUCGAAAGCAGGUAAAGUUUCGAGCGACAACGAAAAGAAAUCAGAGCCAAAAACCAAAGAUGCAGAAAUUGAGAAAAACAUUGACCAUUUUAUUGAAGAGCUGGACAGCGACAUCGAAUUCGAUGCAAGUGAAUCGGAAAGUGUGUCAGAAGCACCGAGAAAAACCCAGUCAACGAUAGGUAAACAUAUUUUUGCCAAUAUUGAAAAGGACAAACAGAUUUUGAUUCCAAGCGAUGAAGAAAAUGAAAGCAGUAAGAAGAAAGACAGUCAGACACAAAAAAGCGAAGCUGAUUCAAGUGAAAAAGAUUCGAGUGAGAUUCUUGACACAACUAUGUUUAAGUCAAGCAAAAGCAACUUAACCGCAACUCAAUUGUCGAAGGUUUUGCAAACAAAUCGCAACAAACAAACAAAAUCACGAGUUUCACCUGAGUGUAUCAGUGUGAGUUCGGAUGACGAUCUCGAAAUCGAGUCUACGUCUAAAAAAGAUGGCAACGAAGAUGAGGACGAGGAAAAAGAAAAGCGCGUGACGAGAAAACUGUUGCGACACGAUCAACUUGCUGAUGAUACUAAGCAGGCACAACGUGAAGAAGCUGAUCGGCUCAAACGAUUGGAUAAGAAAAAUGAACGAUUAACACAGUUCUUAGAAUCUCAACGCCAGUCGCAAAGUGAAACCGAAAAAUAUGUCGAUCCAAAUCAAGUAUGUUUGGAUGUCGACUCGAAAGAAAAUGUAGAAAUUGUUGUCCAUCCAGAAAUAACGAAACACUUGAAACCACAUCAAGUCGAAGGUAUCAAAUUUAUGUACGACUGUUGCUACGGAAGUGUUGACAACAUGGACAAAUAUUCUGGCUCGGGAUGCAUCUUGGCUCAUUGCAUGGGGCUAGGAAAAACACUUCAACUCAUCACACUUUUGCACACAGUAAUUUGUUAUACUCAACUCAAAACUGACAAAGUUCUUGUCAUUUGUCCAAAAAGCACGGUGAUGAAUUGGAAGGAGGAAAUUGAACGUUGGCUUGGCGCUAUUAAAAAAACUCGACGAUUGAAAGUCUUCUAUUUCCCGGAACAGUCUGACAUCAGUUCAAAACUGCAAACGUUGAGCGAGUGGAGCCAGUGUGGAAAAGAUGGCAAUAAACAGGCUGGAUGUUUGUUGUUGGGUUAUGAAGCCUUCCGAGUGCUGGUGUUCUAUCAUGCUUCCAAGAAGAGCCUGCAGAUGUACAGUACCAAUGAGUUGGAAAAAAUUCGCCAAAAGAUUCAUAAAUAUUUACUGGAUCCAGGCGCCGAUUUGGUUGUGUGCGAUGAGGGGCACAUGAUUAAAAAUCAAAAGUCCACAACAAGUGCAGCCGUUAACAAAAUCUCCACUAGACGACGCAUCGUACUCACCGGAACUCCCAUUCAAAAUAAUCUCAAAGAAUACUAUUCAAUGGUGAAUUUCAUAAAGCCAUCGUUCUUGGGAACAGAAAAAGAGUUUGCCAAUUUGUAUGUCAACCCUAUCAAAAGUGGUCAACACAAAGAUUCAUCCAAGAGUGAAAUCAAACACAUGAAACAGCGCUCUUUCGUGCUACACAAAAAACUCUCGAAAUUUGUUCAAAGAAAAGAAGCAGCUCUACUGAAAUCAUUCCUGCCAGAGAAGUAUGAAUUUGUUUUGUUCAUUCCGAUGACAAAAAUUCAGACGAAUCUGUAUGAAUUUUUCUUGGAAAACCGACCGAACCAAGAUCAAAAAGGAAAAAGUUUGAUUCCAGACUAUACUGUAUUGCGGAAGAUUUGGACGCAUCCGAAAGUAUUGGAAAAUGCAUAUUUGAAUGCAAUCCAAAAUAAGACCAAAGUAAAAUCAGCUAUACCAACAACGUCCACGACAACCACUGCAAAUAAUGAUAGCGAUGACGAUCAACCGGAUGAUGUGUUCGACAGUCAAACGGGACAAAUGUCAGUAACUUCAGAUUGGUGGCGACAACAUUUGACUAAAGAAGAUUUGGAGACCAUCUUACCAUCGAACAAGCUCAAAAUUUUGUUCGAAAUACUGGCCCGUUGUCGACGCAAUAAAGAAAAGUGUUUGAUAUUUUCGGCAUUCGUGGCUGUACUUGAUGUUGUAGAAUUUUUCAUGAAACUAAUCAACGACCAAGAGAAAGAUGGAAACAAACCUGGCCUUGAGACGUUCCGCGGUCCAUGGGAAAUUGGCAAAGACUAUUACCGAUUGGAUGGCAAAACAGCAAAGAACCAUCGUCACAACAUGAUUACCAACUUUAAUGAUCCCAAAAAUGAACGAACAAGAGCAUUUUUGAUUUCAGCAAAAGCUGGGGGUCAAGGUAUUAAUCUUAUUGGAGCCAAUCGGGUUGUUCUACUGGAUACGUCAUGGAAUCCGUCAAAUGACCAACAAAAUAUUUUCCGAGUAUUCCGUUUGGGACAAAAGAAAAUUUGUUACAUAUAUCGUCUGAUAUCGAUGGGCACCAUGGAGGAAAAGGUAUAUUCACGAUCCGUUACGAAGCAAGCAAUGAGUUGCCGUGUCGUUGACGAACAACAAUGCGAUCGUCACUAUAACAUGGCCGAAUUGACAGAACUCUACACCUUGACAAAACCGAACAUGAAGGAUCGACAAACGCCCAAUGUUCCGAAAGAUGAUUUGCUCGCGUCAUUGCUAAUGCAAUUUCCGCAAAUGGUGUACAAGUAUCACGAACAUGAUUCAUUACUUGAAAAUAAAGGAGAAGAAGAACUGAGCGAACAAGAGAAAAACGAUGCAUGGGCUGCGUACGAGGCAGAUGUUAAACGUAAGAAUGAAACGAAUAUGGGUCCAUAUAGUAAUAAUUUCGGCAUGUUACCAAACUAUCCUGGGCUUGGCACGUACGCGAAUUCUUUAUUUAAUAAUUACAACAAUUUGUCGGGCUUAAAUUAUCCGUAUAAUAUGUAUGGCUCGUACAAUCCAUAUGCAAAUGAUUUGAUGCGUUUCGAUAACUAUUCACAAUUUUAUAAUAAUCUAAUGAACGUAGCCGGUACGUCAAUGACUAAUUACAAUCAGGGCAAUCCGAGUUUAUUAUCGCCUUCACAUCAGUCGUCAUCCGCGUCGAGUCCGUCACCAAUUAUGAAUAGUUUUUCAUCAUCGUCGCGAAAUUGGAUGCAAUCAAAUGCAUCAUCGACAAACUACGCGAAUAAUCUAUUAUCGUCUUUGGCACAAACUUCAUCGUCAUCAAAGAGUAGCUAUUCGUCAUAUCUAAAUAGUUUGUAUAAUGCACUAGGCACCAACAAUCCGACGGCGUCAUCGUCAUCCGCUGCAAAUGCAUCGUCGUCGAAAACACCACCACUACCAAUUACCGGCACCGAUUACAACCAGAUGGCCUAUUUGCAAAAACAGCAAUUGUCACAUUUGUCCGCUACGAGCCCAAGCAGCAGCACAACAUCGAUGACAGUGAAUUCAAGUGCACAACAAGGACCCAAUGCCUUGCGAAAUCCAUUGCUCACAAAAGAACUAUCAAUUCCACGUAAUUUAACUAUGAGCAAUACAAAAGAGAUGUUCAGUACUACUAACAUACCAACAAGUGUCAUUACAAAAUCGGGAGAAAGAUCUACGCCAAGCGCCAGUUCAACGUCACCAAACCUUCAAAAUGAUGCAAGUAAAUCAAGUACGGACACAAAUAUUUCAUCAUCAAUUGAUAAGACGGACACUAGACCAACGAAAACUACCAGCGAACGUCAUUUGACCAUUAAAAAUGCGGCUACCAUAAAUGCUGAAGCACGCGGAUCACCCGAUACGACCGCAAAAAAUCAAGCGCAAAAUAAAUCCAUCAGCAAUGGUGUGAGUUCAACCGUCAGUUCAGCCAUUGACAGUGUACGGAAAACGAACAAUAAAUCUGCGACCAGCGGUAUGACGAUCUCUACCAAUAUGGGCAUUGUGUACCCAUCACAAAAACCUAUCAAUCAAUCUACUGCUUCAACAAGCAAAAACACAACGAAUUCAAUUUUAUUAUCGAAUACCAAGCCAAAAGAUAAAUCACCACAAAAUCCAAUCUCAGCAACAUCAUCCGUCAGCUCGAAGUCACAACCGUUAGCGGCAAUCAUUCGGAAGCAACCAAUUCAAUCGACUUCAUCGAAAUCUGUAGAUCCGACAAACGACGCUGUUGCCGCGAUUAACAAAAACAAAGCCUUAACGGUGACAGCACGAAAUAUAACACCGACAGCAGCAGCUGCAGCAAAACCCCCGGUUACUGGUGUUAACAAUAGUAUUACAUUAAGUCCGAUUCCGAAUAAUGUAUCGAAAUACUCGGGAAGUUCGAUGACAAUUACGCCGCAAGUGAAUCAGGUGAAAGUGCAUACGCCACAACAAAGUCGAACACUCAGCAAAUCGAACUCAUCGUCUCCAGUUCCGUUGGCAAUAACAAAGGUGACAUCGAAUCAUCCAAUCACAAAGUCACCGAUACCGAUGGUUGUGACCAAACCCAAUAUAUUGAGCUCACGCAAUUCAAACACAUCAAAGACACUUGUUUCCGUGCCAAAACUAUCAAAUGCAACCACAAUAAAUACAUCAGGAGUACGUAUUUUGAACAGUAAUCAAAGUUUAUCACCGAAAGCAGGACCACGACCGCCGGGAUUCAAGCCAAUUAUAGCACAAACUAAAUCACAAGCAGUUGCAGCAGCCUCAGCAUCGAUUGCAAAUAAAUCUGGAAUGCAAAUAAAAGAAGUAACAUCUCUCGCAGGACAGAAACCCGUUAAUCGUCCUAGCCCGCUUGAUACACGCAAGCGAUUAGCCAACGAUCCUAUUGCAUUGAGUCCAGCAAAAAAACCAAAGCCAAUGGCUAAGAGUUCAACGCCACCCGGAGUACGAAAACCAAGGAGCUCAUUGGCAGGCAUUCGAAUCAAUAUGCAAAGCCAAACCCAACAGGACAACUCACAAGUUCCGGUACCAGUCGAAAUCGUGGAGUUAGAGUGAGCCUCUGAGGCGACAAACAAAUUAAACGAAUUUACGCAAAGCGAUUUAGUUUAAAGUGAAAGAUAGAGAAAAUCGUGGUUUGUCAAUGACGCGUAUUUUAAAGAGGUGUUUUGCAUCUAGAAAACAUCACCAAGACUGAAAAUGGUUGAAUUUUAUCAAAUACUUACCAUCUGAAAAUGUAAUGCCAUUGAAUUUUCUCUCUCUACACACACACAGACGCACACGCGCAUACAUACAUAAUGUAUAUGCGUGGACAUUAAAUUAAAUACAGGACAUUUUGCAUUGGCAUUUUGUUAGUAGCCUAGAGACACUGUACUUUGGUGUUUAAUUUAAUCAUUGUAAAUUGAAACAUUUAGCCGAACUAACCGUAAAUGGUUCAUUUGAAAGCGCCAUAUAAACGAAGCGAAAAUUUGAUUUUUGCUACAUUUAUUGUUCA